CGAGUGCUUUGUUUUCAUGGACCUCUCCUUUAUGAAGCAAAGUGUGUAAAGGUUGCCAUAAAGGAUAAACAAGUGAAAUACUUUAUCCAUUACAGUGGUUGGAAUAAAAAAUUCUUCAAAUAUUCAUGCCAUCUUGGUUUCCUUCACAGACAGAAAUCAGAGCUCUUCUUCUUACACUGGGAUGAAUGGGUUCCAGAAAGCAGAGUGCUCAAAUACGUGGAUACCAAUUUGCAGAAACAAAAAGAACUUCAAAAGGCCAAUCAGGAACAGUAUGCAGAGGGGAAGAUGAGAGGUGCUGCUCCAGGCAAGAAGACAUCUGGUCUGCAGCAGAAAAAUGUUGAAGUAUUUUUCAGACGAGAUGGAGCGCAUACUGUUUGCUGUUUGGAGACCCCUACAAUAUCGACGCGGAAAACAAAAAAGAACAAACAGAAAACUCCUGGAAUUGGAGAAGGGAGCAGUACCAGUGAGACUCCCCAGCCUCCUAGGAAGAAGAGGGCUCGAGUGGAUCCGACAGUUGAAAGUGAAGAAACAUUUAUGAACAGGGUUGAAGUAAAGGUGAAAAUUCCAGAAGAGCUGAAACCAUGGCUUGUAGAUGACUGGGACUUGAUCACCAGGCAGAAGCAGCUCUUCUAUCUUCCUGCCAAGAAGAAUGUUGACUCCAUUUUAGAGGAUUAUGCAAACUACAAGAAAUCGCGAGGAAAUACUGAUAACAAGGAGUAUGCUGUUAAUGAAGUUGUGGCUGGAAUUAAAGAAUACUUCAAUGUAAUGCUGGGAACUCAACUACUGUACAAAUUUGAGAGGCCGCAAUAUGCCGAAAUUUUAGCAGAUCACCCAGAUGCUCCUAUGUCUCAAGUCUAUGGUGCCCCACAUCUACUGAGGUUAUUUGUACGAAUUGGUGCUAUGCUUGCUUACACACCUCUUGAUGAGAAGAGUCUGGCUUUGCUGUUAAACUACUUACAUGACUUCUUGAAGUAUUUAGCAAAGAAUGCCUCAGCAUUGUUUAGCGCCAGUGACUACGAAGUAGCGCCUCCCGAGUAUCAUCGGAAAGCAGUAUAAUACUGUGCUGCUUUACAAUGAAGUGAUAAUUGGAUCCUUGUAAUAGUACUGUCCACUUCUACAUCUUGUUCUUCACCCUCCUAUUGCACAUGUCUCUAUUGCACAACCUAUGUAAACAUAAAGUGAAUAAAGUUGUGUGUUUAAAAUGGAA
Molecule: messenger RNA, 1207 nt
Organism: Struthio camelus australis
Lineage: Eukaryota; Metazoa; Chordata; Aves; Struthioniformes; Struthionidae
Source: RefSeq, a predicted model, not a curated record